This is a messenger RNA of Tyto alba (common barn owl), 2581 nucleotides long. Its product is annotated as EVI5-like protein. The record is from RefSeq and is a predicted model, not a curated record. The transcript has 20 exons. Bases 185 to 2581 code for a protein of 798 amino acids. NCBI's taxonomy places the organism in Eukaryota, Metazoa, Chordata, Aves, Strigiformes, Tytonidae.
GGCGGCGGCGGGUCCCCCCCCCUCCAUGGCAGCGGCGGGGCCCGCGGCGGCCGCGGCUCCCGCUCGGCUCCAAGCGGCGGUGGCGGCGGGGGGACGCCGCGGGCCCCCCCCUCGGAGGCAGCCGGCGAUCGCCAUGGCAGCGCCUCGCAGGUGAGACCCCGAAAUCCCCGCGGGCUCGGCCGCCAUGGCGUCGCCGGCCGCCAGCCCCGACUCGUCCUCGCACGAAGCCCUCUCCUCCGUCAACUCGGCCCCCGCCUGUUCGCCCACCUCCGACUCGGAGAACCUCAGCCCCGACGAGCUGGAGCUGCUGGCGAAGCUGGAGGAGCAGAACCGGCUACUGGAGGCCGACUCCAAGUCGAUGCGCUCCAUGAAUGGCUCGCGAAGGAACAGCGGCUCCUCCUUGGUCUCCAGCUCCUCGGCCUCCUCCAACCUCAGCCACCUCGAGGAGGACACCUGGAUCCUCUGGGGCCGCAUCGUCAACGAGUGGGACGAGUGGCGGAAGAAGAAGGAGAAGCUGCUGAAGGAGCUCAUCCGCAAAGGGAUCCCCCACCACUUCCGCGCCAUCGUCUGGCAGCUGCUCUGCAGUGCCACCGACAUGCCCGUCAAAAACCAAUACUCGGAGCUGCUCAAGAUGUCCUCUCCCUGCGAGAAGCUCAUCCGACGGGACAUCGCCCGCACCUACCCGGAGCACGAGUUCUUCAAGGGGCAGGACAGCCUGGGCCAGGAGGUGCUCUUCAACGUCAUGAAGGCCUAUUCACUGGUGGACCGAGAGGUCGGCUACUGCCAGGGUAGCGCCUUCAUCGUGGGACUUCUGCUCAUGCAGAUGCCCGAGGAAGAGGCCUUCUGCGUGUUCGUGAGGCUGAUGCAGGAGUACCGCCUGCGGGAGCUCUUCAAACCCAGCAUGGCUGAGCUGGGGCUCUGCAUCUACCAGUUUGAGUACAUGCUGCAGGAGCAGCUGCCGGAGCUGAACAUCCACUUCCGCUCGCAGAGCUUCCUCACCUCCAUGUACGCCUCGUCCUGGUUCCUCACCCUCUUCCUCACCACCUUCCCCCUCCCCGUGGCCACGCGCGUCUUCGACAUCUUCAUGUACGAGGGGUUGGAGAUCGUCUUCCGCGUGGGGAUGGCACUGCUGCAGUUCAACCAGGCUGAGCUCGUCCAGCUCGACAUGGAGGGCAUGUCCCAGUACUUCCAGAAGGUGAUCCCACACCAGUUCGACAGUUGCCCCGACAAGCUCAUCCUCAGGGCCUUCCAGGUCAAGUACAACCCCAAGAAGAUGAAGAGGCUGGAGAAGGAGUAUGCUGCCAUCAAGAACAAAGAGAUGGAGGAGCAGAUCGAGAUCAAGCGCCUCCGCACUGAGAACCGCCUGCUGAAACAGCGGAUUGAAACCCUGGAGAAGGAGAGCGCGGCUCUCGCCGACAGGCUCAUCCAGGGCCAGGUGACACGGGCGCAGGAGGCCGAGGAGAACUACAUCAUCAAGCGGGAGCUGGCGGUGGUGAAGCAACGCUGCAGCUCGGCCACCGAGAACCUGCAGCGUGCCCAGAGCACCAUCCGGCAGCUGCAGGACCAGCAGGGGAACCCACGCUUCAGCGAGGAGUUUGUCACCCACCUGGAGACGGAGCUGGAGCAGUCGCGGCUGCGGGAGAGCGAGACGCUCGGCGCCCUCAAGGAGAUGCAGGAUAAAGUCCUUGACAUGGAGAAGAGGAACAGCCUGCUGCCGGACGAGGACAACGUGGUGCGGCUGCAGGAGGAGCUGCAGGCGCUGGCGCUGCGCGAGGCUGAGGCCGUCAAGUCGCUGACGGAGCUGCAGCAGCAGGUCAAGGACCUCAGUGACAGCUGGCAGGCGGGCCGGGCGGGCGGGCGCUGGAAGGAGUCCCCGCGGCGGAGCAACGCCAACGCCCUGCAAGAGGCCGUGGUGGCGGCGCGGCUGCGGGAGGCCCAGGCCCAGGCCGAGCUGCGGGCGCUGCGCCAGCGGGUGCUGCAGCUGGAGACGCAGGGCCAGAUCCAGCGCACGGUGCUGGGCCGGGCGGAGCAGACCUGCGCGGGGCUGCGGGAGCAGCUGCGGCUGGCGGCGGCGCAGAGCAAGGGGCUGCAGGCGCAGCUCAGCGAGAGCCACCGCAAACACGCCGAGGCCCAGUGCAAGAGCAAGGAGGAGGUGAUGGCGGUGCGGCUGCGCGAGGCCGACAGCAUGGCAGCCCUGGCCGAGAUGCGACAGCGCGUCGCCGAGCUGGAGAUCCAGAGGGAGGAGGGCAGGAUCCAGGGGCAGCUCAACCACUCGGACGCCGCCCAGUACAUCCGCCAGCUCAAGGACCACAUCGACGAGCUCAAGGCCGAGGUAAGGCACCCACGGGUGCCGGGGCACCCACGGCCUGCCCUCACGGGUGCCAGGGCACCCGAGUCCUGCCCCCACGGGUGCUGGGGCACCCACGGCCUGCCCCCAUGGGUGCCAGGGCACCCAAGUCCUGCCCCCACGGGUGCUGGGGCACCCACGGCCUGCCCCCAUGGGUGCCAGGGCACCCAAGUCCUGCCCCCACGGGUGCUGGGGCACCCACGGCCUGCCCCCAUGGGGGGCUCUGGGGGGUGA